This is a messenger RNA of Neoarthrinium moseri, 2292 nucleotides long. RefSeq lists its product as uncharacterized. Lineage: Eukaryota; Fungi; Ascomycota; Sordariomycetes; Amphisphaeriales; Apiosporaceae. Bases 1 to 2292 code for a protein of 763 amino acids. Gene Ontology annotation, molecular function: amino acid transmembrane transporter activity. The record is from RefSeq and is a predicted model, not a curated record. Gene Ontology annotation, biological process: amino acid transmembrane transport. The transcript is spliced from 2 exons.
AUGGCUACACCAGACCGGGGACGCAGCUCGACGCCCCAAUCCGGAGCUCCGUUCGCUUUCCCUCCUCUAUCUUCCUCUCCCGGCUCCGUACGCAGUCGCAACCUCAACUACGGUACCUCGCUGCCCCGGGCUGACGCGACCGCCCGCCUGGCAACACCCAUUCCUUCCCAGGCCUUCGGCACGCCGCCGCGCAGCUCCGCCUCCCCAAACCGCGGAAAUGGAGCGAACCCAGACAACCUGACACCUCUGCCUGGUCAGGGUCAAGGUAGUGUCGGGCCUGGCGUCUCAGCACUCGCUGCCGCGCUGUCGAACUCAGUCGGCACCUCGCCGCCGAGAUUCGGAACACCGCCUGCCCGCCCGAUCUCCCCGGCCGGCUCAGCGUCUCAGCUUCACCGGAUAGAGCCGACCAACUAUGGCUCCUUCGAAGCGAGAUCGCGGCACCUACAAGAGAAUGGUACAGGUGCAUAUGAGGACCCAGAGAUUGUGAGGCGUCAUCUGGUCCAACCUUCUGAUACUCCGGACCCCACCGAAACCUCGGGCAAGGGCAAGCAAGCCGGGGACAACGCCGAGUCGGUCUUGGAUGAAGAUGAAUUCUCCAGCCUCAGGCUCCAAGGAGGCGAUAUUACGCGGCCCAUCUACAAGUGGACCCAAGAGGCCGAAGGGCGGCAUCGCGCCCAGCGCAGCAAGAGUUUCAGCGACCCCCGCCCCGAGCCAGAGAACGAUGUUUUCGACAUCAACACCAUCAAGGUACCGGGCGGUUUUAGGCGCAACUAUCUGAGGCGAUCUGCGCACAGCCCUUCGGCCCAUGCCUCGAGCCUUGAGGCUGGGGAGGCAUCCCGAAAUCAGCCCCAGCUCUUUACUUCCAACUUCUUGGAGUUCUUGACCAUCUAUGGACAUUUCGCCGGAGAGCAGCUGGAAGAAGAUGACGAGAAUCUUCUUCCGGGCGAGUACUUUUCUUCCGGCGAGGAUGAGUUCGAAUCAGAUGAGAGUGAUGAGGACAGGGAGCCCAUGGAGGACAGCGCAUUGCUGACGCCGUCUCGGCGCAAGCGCAGACGCAAGUCGCGCGGCGGAAGUGGGAAGAACUCUCCAUUCAAUGCGGCUCUUCUUCUACUCAAGUCAUUCGUCGGAACUGGCGUCCUCUUCCUACCCCGGGCCUACUUCAACGGCGGCAUGGUCUUCAGUAACCUGGUGUUGGGAUUUGUUGCCAUUCUCAGCUACUACUGCUUCGUUCUCCUUGUUACCACCCGCCUGAAGGUUGAGGGUUCUUUCGGUGACAUUGGUGGCAUUCUGUACGGAAAGUGGAUGCGGAAACUCAUUCUGUUCUCCAUUGUCAUCAGUCAGAUUGGUUUUGUGGCUGCAUAUAUCGUGUUCACCUCGGAGAACUUGCAGGCAUUCUUCCUAGCUGUCUCCAAUUGUGAUACGUAUAUCCCCAUCACCUGGCUCAUCUUGAUGCAAAUGGUAAUAUUCCUACCAUUUGCUCUUUUCCGAGAUAUUGGCAAGCUAGGGUUCACUGCACUGAUCGCCGACGCAUUCAUUGUCAUUGGGCUUGCUUACCUCCUGUAUUAUGAUAUCCUCACCCUGAACGACAACGGCGUCGCAGAUAUCAUCUACUUUAACAAAAAGGACUGGACUCUUUUCAUUGGCACUGCUAUCUUUACCUUCGAGGGCAUUGGGCUUAUCAUCCCUAUCCAGGAGUCAAUGAAGGACCCUGCCAAGUUCCCCAAGGUUAUGUUCAUUGUCAUGAUUAUCAUUACGACGUUGUUCAUCGGCAUGGGUGCAGUGUCGUAUGCGGCCUACGGAUCCAAGACCGAGACCGUGGUCUUGUUGAAUCUGCCCCAGGAUAACAAAUUUGUCAACAGCGUCCAGUUCCUAUACUCGGUUGCUAUCCUGCUCUCCACCCCUCUGCAGAUUUUCCCCGCCAUCAAGAUUACGGAGAACGCCCUGUUCACACAGAGCGGCAAGUACAACCCCUAUAUCAAGUGGCAGAAGAACGGCUUCCGAUUCCUCGUCGUUUUCCUCUGCGCUUUCAUUGCUUGGGGUGGUGCCGAUGACCUCGACAAGUUCGUUGCCUUGGUUGGUAACUUUGCUUGUAUCCCUCUGGUUUACAUCUACCCGCCCCUACUGCACUACAAGGGAGUAGCAAGAAGCAGGCUUUGGAAAGUCUCUGAUAUUUGCCUUUGCAUCUUUGGUUUUAUCGCGAUGGCAUACACCACCAGUCUGACUGUCAUCUCCUGGGCCAGCGGCCCCUCGGGUCCGAGCCUGCCCAAGUACUGUGACGACCCCAACCUCUAG